AUGGCCCCAGUCAUGUCGGCCGAACCAUCUCCUCUCAAGCGACCACGGCCACCUUCCGAGCGCCAUCCCCUGCCUGCAGCCGAAGUCCCGCGGACGGCGAUCAAUCAAUUGCCGAACAAUUAUCUUGCUCGUCAGCACGAGGACACCAUCCCGCUGGUGACGGUGAACGACAAGCUUCCUGAAAUCGCACGGCUUCUCGGCGAAUAUGAUGUUGUGCUUCAGCGCCAUGGAAGUAUGGCUGAGAACCUCGGGGCCUGUCCUCUUGGUCCUAUCUUGCUCAAGCGCUUUGAAAGACUGUUUGAGGGCCCUCCCAAAGUGUUGAAGUCAUCUGCACAAGAUUCGACCAUCAGCUGGCUAGACGUGGUUGAACUCGCCCAGAGCAGCCCGAAACGGCUUAACCUCGAGAGAACCCGCAACGGCAUCCGAGUGUGCCAGUUCCAUACCAAGCAGUGUCUGGUGGAGAUCUCGGAGGAAGACUAUGUUCUUAUUGCCAGUGGCGUGCCGCAGAAGCUCAUGCCUCCACAACCAUUCCUGGAAGACGAAGAAAAGGAACUUGGAGUUAUGGAUCUACUUGACAGGAACCUUGGACAGAUUAUCCAACUUGCCGACCAAGUGUCUGCUACAGUAGAGCUCGACAGAUGGUCCACAAGAUGA
This is a messenger RNA of Exophiala aquamarina CBS 119918, 654 nucleotides long. RefSeq lists its product as uncharacterized. Lineage: Eukaryota; Fungi; Ascomycota; Eurotiomycetes; Chaetothyriales; Herpotrichiellaceae. The coding region runs from base 1 to 654 and encodes 217 amino acids. The transcript has 2 exons. The record is from RefSeq and is a predicted model, not a curated record.